CUCCGAUGAUUAUUGCAUCAUGGCUUCCAUCGGUAGCACGUUUCUUAGAUUUGGCGCAAGGAAGUACACCACAUUUCUACAGUGUGGUAGAAGUAUUUAUACCACAAAAUCAUGUUUAAAACAAUUGAGGCCAAACCUGAUGGACCAAAAUUCAAGAUUGUUUAGUACAGGUCCAAAACUUCUUUCUGCUUCUGUCCAGAACCCAGCUCCAGACUUCCAGGGUAUAGCAGUGGUUGAUGGUCAGUUCAAAAAUAUUUCCUUAGCAGAUUUCAAGGGGAAAUAUGUUGUCCUAUUUUUCUAUCCGUUAGACUUUACAUUUGUGUGUCCCACGGAGAUCAUUGCAUUCAGUGACAACAUGCAGAGAUUCCGUGAUCUUAACACAGAGGUAAUAGGUGUGUCAACGGAUUCACACUUCAGUCACCUCGCCUGGAUCAACACCCCAAGGAAGCAAGGUGGGUUAGGUGGUCUAAACUAUCCCCUGCUGGCAGACUUCAAAAAGGAGAUCUCUCGUGACUAUGGUGUGCUUCUGGAAGAUGCUGGAGUGGCAUUACGGGGAUUAUUUCUGAUAGAUCCAGAAGGCGUUGUGCGACAGAUGACCAUUAAUGAUCUACCUGUGGGACGAUCAGUGGAUGAGACGAUACGCCUUAUACAGGCAUUCCAGUUUGUGGAGAAGCAUGGAGAAGUGUGUCCAGCUAACUGGAAACCAGAGGAAGCUACCAUUAAGCCAGACCCAGCUGGAUCGAAGGAAUAUUUUGAGAAAGUCAAUGUCAAUUGACGAAGGCUGUGAACAUAGGGCUAUAUUAGAUAUAAGAAAAGAAUUGAGCUGUAUGUCAAGAUAGAAAUCCCUCAGAACAAAACACUUACUCUACAUUAAUAGUAUACAUAUCCUACUUUGGGUGAAAAUCACUUUAGAUGCAUUGUGACUUUAUUAUGUUUUACUUAUUUUAUCACUUUUCGAUAAAUCUAGUCAGGAUAUAUAUGGAUCCAUUGCAGGAAGAUUUAACUUUGACUUUAUUAUGUAACAUAUCUGUGUCUUUUGAAAGAUAUUUUCAUUUUUUUUUGGUUAUAUCUGAAUUGUGAUUCAACAUGUUUACUUGUUUAUACUCUAGUUAAACUAAUUAUGUAAACUUGUUAUUUAGCUUUGUUCUGUGCAAGCUCUGUCAUGGGUUUUUUGUAAAUUGUCUCCCUUCAGUUAUGUGUUGUUAAUCUUUUUAGCAUGUAUCUUCAUGUUCAAGAUUUACUGUACUUCAAGCAUUUAAGAGAUGUAAAGAUUUAAAUGCAAAGAUUUAUAUAUCUUUAUAUGCCAAACAAAGUUGAAAUGUCAUAUUUGUCUACUUAGAGUGAACCAAUUAUGUUUUGACACUUUCUUAAAAAAAGAUAGCCUCAUGUUGUUGAAAUGUUUUCCACCAAUGAUGAACAUUUCAUUUUUGUUCAAAGCUUAGCAUUCUUCUUGUCACACUAGAUUUUAUUUUAAUGUAAGUAACUUACAAAUGCUAAAAGUGUCUGUAAUUGAUUUACUUUUCUUUUCAUAUGUACAAUAUUUACAUUCUUCUCACCAGGAAGCAAGGAGGACUGAAAAAAAUGUUUUCAGUACGAAGCAGAGAGUUUGUUUGGAGCCCUGGUAAAACUUAUUGUGAAUGCCAAUGUUUUUACAAGGUUAUCAACAUAAAAAUAAAAUUCAAGAAUUUG
This is a messenger RNA of Mizuhopecten yessoensis (Yesso scallop), 1689 nucleotides long. Its product is annotated as peroxiredoxin-like. NCBI's taxonomy places the organism in Eukaryota, Metazoa, Mollusca, Bivalvia, Pectinida, Pectinidae. Gene Ontology annotation, molecular function: thioredoxin peroxidase activity. Gene Ontology annotation, biological process: cell redox homeostasis; hydrogen peroxide catabolic process; response to oxidative stress. The coding region runs from base 20 to 775 and encodes 251 amino acids. The record is from RefSeq and is a predicted model, not a curated record. The transcript is spliced from 7 exons. Gene Ontology annotation, cellular component: mitochondrion; cytosol.